Hordeum vulgare subsp. vulgare (domesticated barley) is the source of this 1185-nucleotide messenger RNA. RefSeq names its product calcium uniporter protein 6, mitochondrial-like. Lineage: Eukaryota; Viridiplantae; Streptophyta; Magnoliopsida; Poales; Poaceae. The transcript is spliced from 2 exons. Gene Ontology annotation, molecular function: uniporter activity; calcium channel activity. The record is from RefSeq and is a predicted model, not a curated record. Gene Ontology annotation, biological process: mitochondrial calcium ion homeostasis; calcium import into the mitochondrion. Bases 221 to 1003 code for a protein of 260 amino acids. Gene Ontology annotation, cellular component: uniplex complex; mitochondrial inner membrane.
ACUUUCCUAUUCCCGCCUCUCUGCAGAUGGAUUCCUUCCCCCGCCGUGAAGCCAUCUCCCUCAUCACCACGUCGCAGGCACACAACCACAAGAAGAUGACGGAGGGCGGAAAGGGUCCAAAACCCCACAAGUAGAAGAAGCUCGAGAGAGAUCCAUCGAUCGAUCGUCUUCCACUCCGCCUUACUCACGCUUCGCACGCAGCGCAGCGCAGGCCUCGACCAUGUGGCGCACGACCGCCUCCCGCCUCCGCGCGCAUUGCCGGCCCCACGCGCUCCGCCGCCUCUACUCGCCGCCGCCGCCGCGGGUGGACCCGCCGGUCACGCCGUCCGAGGCGAGGAGGCUGGUGCGGCUCGUCGGGGUGGAGGCGCUGAAGCGGCGGCUGCGGGACGGGCCCCGCGAGGCGAUCGGCUACGGGGAGCUCCUCGACGCGUGCGUGGAGGCCGGGGCGGCGCGCACCCGCGACGACGCGGAGGGGCUCGCGCGGGCCAUGGACGACGCCGGCGUCCUGCUGCUCUUCAGGGACAAGGCCUACCUCCACCCCGAGAAGGUGGUGGACCUGGUGAGAAGAGCGGUGCCACUGGCCCUCGAGGUAGAGGACGACCCAAGGAAAGAGGAGCUGAGGCAGCUCCAGGAGAAAAAGGACGACAUCGACAAGCUUGCGCACAAGCAGGUCCGUUGCAUCCUCUGGUCGGGCCUCGGGUUGAUCACGUCCCAGAUCGGCCUCUUCUUCCGCCUCACCUUCUGGGAGCUCUCGUGGGACGUGAUGGAGCCCAUCGCCUUCUUCACCACCGCGUCCGGGCUGCUCGUCAGCUACACCUACUUCCUCGUCACCUCGAGGGACCCGACGUACCAGGACUUCAUGGAGAGGCUCUUCCUCUCGAGGAGGAGGAAGCUCUGCGCCAAGCACAGGUUCGACAUGGAUAGGUACCUGGAGCUGCACAGGCAUUGCAAGUGCCCUCUCGAAGGUCGCUAUCCUAAUGGCUCCAAGCUUCACAGCUUGUAACACCAGAAGUGGAAUCUCCCACCUCGCCUCUCUGGAUUGUACCUACAUCUUUAAACAAGUCACCAGUCACCUGAUAGAUUAAUCUUACAGACAUACCAAGGACUAAUGGCAGUGAUGUGGCACUGUCGUUAUGCCUUUAUGGUUCUCUAUGUUUGUUUGGAAAUUGAAAGCUGCUUAUAUGA